AUGGAAAAUUCAAACCCUAAUAAAUACAAUACCAAAGAAUCACCUCAACCUAGAAUGAAGAGAUCUAGAUCGUACUGCAAGGUAUACUCUCCUGUCGCUAAUCAUUAAAUAUAGUUAAUACCUUAAAUUGGGACUGAAAAUUUGGUACCUCCACUUGUGUUCUCCCCUGGUAAAACUGAUGAGGCAAAUUUGAAGUUGCUUAGUCCUAAGGAUAACUCAGCAACAAUGUAUACAAAACCCCACGUUGAUAACCAAUAAUAAAGAUAGAUUGAUACCUCGAGCAAUAAUGAAAAAGAAAAGAAUACAAAGUACAUGUUCGACAUUGUUAGUGACAUUAUUCACUUCUAAGUUGGCACUAUUAUGUACACUAAAAUCAAAUCAGAUCACUAAAAGGAGAAUAAAAAAAGAUUCAUACCCAUAUUCCCUUUCUUAUAUGAGGAUACUAAUUAAGGCCACAAUGUUAACAAUUGCUAGUUUUAAAUGCCGAAUCCACCUAAAGCAUUUAUUAAUAAUGGUAAUGCUAAUUUUAUAUCAUCAGAAAUUACUAAUGACAACUAUGCUGACCUGAAAAAUGAAAUUAAUCAGCAAAAGCAAGAAGAAGAGAAGAAAAAUUCUAAAAUCCCCACUUCAGAUAUUCCUUUUAAAUGCCAGCUGAGAUUUUAAGUAGAAAAAGACCCAUUUUUCAUGCAUGAGGAGUCUCGCAGCACUAAGAUUAAAGCUCAUAAAAAGAUAUUGGAGAGUGAAAACCCCUCUCCUAUAUACAUUGUAGAUUUAGAAUUCACAAACAUCAAGAAGAUUGAGAUCUUUUUGAAGGAAAAAAAACUUUAAGGAGGUCUCUAUGCAGAGAUAUAUGUACACAUGGAUAAGCCAGCGAACUGCCAGAAACUUUAUCCAUUUAAUUAAAUGAAACCUUGCUUUGUGAGAUCUCCUUUUAAACUUCCUUUUGACCCUUACAUGCAAUAUUGGAAUUUGCAUCAAAUUUAUUUUAUAGCUGGGAAAGUAACCAACUAGAAAAUCGAUAAAUUUCUUGAGAUUGUCUAGAAAAGAAAUGCUUUGGUAAAAGUCAAAAUAACUAAAUAAGAUUACAGUGAGGAAACUAACAACGAUGCUAAGAGAUCUAUAAUAGUCUCUGGACUCAGAACAUUAAUAGAAUUGAACAAGAAGUUCAAGUAUAUUAUUGAUAAACUCAGACUGCCGAUAAUAUUCUCGAUGAUGGCAAUGCUUUCAAAUGACAAAGUUAAUUUGUUCAAUGAAAAAUUCCUAGAGUUUAUUGAAUUUUUACAGAUUUCAGACUACAAUCGAACUGAAGAUCAAGCAUAAUUAGCCUCAUUUUUGAUCGAUAAAAUGAUAAUUGGGGAGAAGUUUGAUUAUAAAAAGCAAAGCGAUAUUAACUACGUUACUGUAUUCCAGAGAUAUAGAGAGGACAAAGAAAAUGAAAAUGACUUUUGCAGAUCUAAGCAAAGCAUAAAUUUCUUAAGGUAGAGGAGAUUAUUUAUCUCACCAACAAUCGAUUACUACUAGCCAGCUUAAGAGGAUGAAAGUAAUAGAGUCAUUAGGAAAUAUCAAGAUUAUUUAUCAAGAUUUGUGAGAGUUUCAUUUGUUAAUGAGUAUCUUGAGAAAGGCUUUUAUUUUACUGAAAAUAUGGAAUGGGUCCUAGGUUACAUUCAUCAUGUAUUAUACAAUGGUUUGUAGCUGGGCAAGUAUAUUCUUAGAUUCCUUAGUUACUCGAAUUCUCAGAUUAAAAACCAUUCAUGUUGGAUGAUAGUCGAAACUCUUGAUUCAAUAACAGAAUUUAAUACCUAACUUAAUGAGAAUAUGAUCAUGUCGAGCAUGGGUAAUUUCUCAAAGGAGUAAAAUAUUUUGAAAAGAUAUGCUAGAAGGGGUUAGUGCUUCUCAACCACUAAAUUUAUUGUGAAUCUUGAUAAACAUGAAGCUUAACUCGGAAUACCUGACAUAAAGCGAAAUGGAUUCGUGUUUACUGAUGGCUGCGGAUAUAUCUCUCCUUAAUUAGCUCAAAUUGUAAGUGAGCAAUUUGGUUAUAAGAGAAACUCAGCUUUUCAAAUAAGAUUCGGAGGCGCGAAAGGGGUUUUGAUGAUUAAACCAGAGUUGAAAGGUAGAAUGGUUUAAAUUAGAGACAGUUAAAUAAAGUUUCAGAGCAAUGAUUUUGGUCUUAAUGUAGUUAGAUGCUCAACAUUCAGCUAAGGAUUCCUUAAUCGUCAGAUUAUAAUACUCUUAUCUAGCCUCGGAGUUAAAGAAGAAGUAUUCCUAAGUCUUUAACAAAAGGCUAAAGAAUAUGCUCAAGUCCAAGAAAUAUAUAAAAGCUUAAUAAACAAAACGAAAAAGGCGAUUAAAGCAUACAAGUAAAGUCAUAAUAAGAAUAGGAGUCUACCUUAGAUAUCACAAUUAAUUAACUUAUCCCUUGGCCCAAGUAAAUGGUUUGAACAAACUCUUAAAAUGGCACUACUAACUGGAUAUAAUAUUCCUAAGGAUCCCAUUUUCAGUAGUAUACUAUACACAAUGCAGUUAUCUUCUUACAUGAAUCUAAAGAAAAAGGCCAGGAUUAUAAUACCAAAUUCGUGUGUCCUGUUAGGAGUCAUUGAUGAGACAGGUAUUCUUGAGGAAAAUGAGGUUUAUUGCUAAAUCAGGCCAGAUAACUACUCCCUUAAAAGGAAGCAAGCACUUUGGGAUCUGUAUUCUGAUGAUAGUGUUGAGGAACCGAAACUAGUUAAUGGCUCAGUAAUUGUCACAAGGAAUCCUUGCACUCAUCCAGGUGAUAUAAGAUUAUUAGCCGCAGUUGAUAGACCGGAACUAGCUCAUUUAUUCAAUGUGAUAGUAUUUUCUUCAAAAGGUGAUAGGCCUCAAUGUAAUAAAAUGGCAGGUGGAGAUUUAGAUGGAGAUGUUUACUUUGUUUGCUGGGACAAAAUGCUACUUGACAAUAUAGACCCUAAUAACAUCGAGGAGCCAGCUAAAUAUGAAAAGCCCUAAUUAAUAACAGAAUAACCUGCAGAUACUUCGCAUAUUGCUGACUACUACAUAUUUUACUUACAAAGAGACGUUCUUGGCAAGUUGGCUAAUAUGCACCUGGCUUUAUGUGAUUAAAUUGGAGUAGAUGGACCUCUUAGACCAGAAUGUGAAGAGUUGUCUGCAAUGCAAGCUGUCGCAGUUGAUUUCGCUAAGCAUGGUGAAUGUGUGCCUAAAUAAAACUUUGAGCAUCUUAGUAAAUUGCUUGAUGAUUGGCCAGAUUUUUUCGAGAAGUCCAAUCAAAAAGCUAGAGUGAGUUAAGGAAUUUUGGGGAAACUAUACAGAGACAUAAACAACGAGUCAGCUAUAAGAGACUUUAUGAAAAAUCAAUUUAAGUUCUAAGUUCUUUUCCAGUACGAACUAAAUCAUCAAAUAUUACAAAAGUGCUCUAAUUUUAAGCUUCUCAACCACUACUUGCCAAAAGUAUUCAAAUCAAUAGUAAAACCAAUGGAAGUACAAUUCAGAUAACUUAUGAUUACUUUUAAGCUGUAAAGCGAAGCCUAGCUUUUCGCUUGCGACCUCAAGUUUAAACUAUGCGAUGAGCAGAUGAAUAACUUCUAUAAGAAUGAACCUGGAUACAAAUCUGAGGAAUCACUAAUCAUUUUAAACAAUAAAAUCAGUCAAAUUAUCACUAAAUUUCAGGAAAAGUUUAAGUCUCUAGUUAAUGAGGCCAGAAAUGAAAAGUUCGACAUGCAGGCUGAGGAAAACAUAGCAGUUGCUCUGUAUCUCUGCACUUACUUUCAUACUAACAAUCAAAGCUGCAAAGUUUACUUAUCUCAGCAUAUAGAUGAUUAAAACUUAAUGGAAUUCGUGACAUUGUGGAAUAACUAUGAAAAAGAGAGAAGGUCAGAUUUGAAGCCCAGCUACAUCGAAAAGUAUAAAAAGUUUGAGGGCUUUGUGGAGAUCAGCAGACAAGUGGAGUCAAGUAAUGAGUCUAGGAAACUGCAAAGGUUCCUUGAACUUAGGAAGUUCUUCUCAUUUCCUUGGAUAAUUGCAAGCGAUGUGCUGUUCUCUUAGAGGGACUUUUAAAUUCAUAUCUACAAGUAAAAGCAUCAGAGCUAAGAGCAAUGA
Stylonychia lemnae is the source of this 4092-nucleotide messenger RNA. NCBI's taxonomy places the organism in Eukaryota, Ciliophora, Spirotrichea, Sporadotrichida, Oxytrichidae. The record is from the annotation of a GenBank genome assembly.